CUUUUAUUACUGUACAAAACACCUCCUAAUCCAAGCACAACACCCCAUCUCCCUCCCCACUCUGCCUUCUUCUUCUGUUUUUCCUUGUUGAUUUCAAUUUCUUUAAAUCCUUUGAUUCUGUUUUCCUUCUUUGUUUUUUUAACUUUAUUCAGUACUAUAUUGUUAUAAAAAAAGAAAAAAAGACAGUAACAUUUUUAGUAUUUUUUUUCUAACAUUUUUUUUUUGUCUUGGUCUUGUUGAUGAGUGCAUGCAAGUUGGGUUUUAAUUAAUGGCAACGCAUUUGUUAGAAAACUCUGAGACUGGGAGAGAAUUCUUUAAGAAAUCAAACAAAAAAAAUUAAAAUUAAGCCUUCCUGACAAAUGGGUGUAUCUAAAUCAGAUCAAAAAACACUUCAACUUCUUCUCCUUCUUCACGUUCCGUUUCAGAGAACCCAAAAAUACUUUCCAAUCCACUAAAAAACUUAUAUUAAAGAAGAGGAAAAAAAAACACUUGUUUUUUACCCCUCUUGUUUUAUAGAGCAGCAUCAUGGGAGAAGCAAACGCGAAUAAAAAUAGAAGCAGCAGUAGUGGAAGUAGCAGAGCAAUGGAGAGUCUUUCUUUGGAAAUAAACAGGUAUCCAAGAGAUCUGGUACAAAGACUCAUUUCAAGUGAUGCACAGCAAUAUAAAACAGCAACAAGUGAAGGAGAAGAAGCAGAGGAGAUUGAGUUAAAUCUUGGGUUAUCACUUGGUGGAAGAUUUGGGGUUGAUAAGACUUCAGAGAAACUAACGAGAUCAUCGUCUAUAGCUGGUUCAAUACCAUUGUUGAGAGACCAUGAUGCUUUAAGUACACCACCUGUAUCUUAUCCUUUUCUCAUAAGGACUUCUUCUUUGCCUACUGAAACGGAGGAAGAGUGGAGGAAGAGGAAGGAAAAUCAGAGUUUAAGGAGAAUGGAAGCCAAGAGAAGGCGAAGUGAAAAGCAAAAGAAUUUGAGAGGAGAGUUGAAUUUGGAGGAAGUUAAAUUGAAUAAAGGGAACUGGGUGCCAACGUGGGCUAAUAAGCAGAGUGGUGUUGUGAAUAGGAGUAGUAAUUUGGAAGGUCAACAGCAGCAACAAGGGUCACGAGGAUCUGUGGAGUCUCUAGGAGGGAGCUCUUCUGGGUUGUCAGAAAUGGAGAGCAAGCCUGUUCAAGGUAUGGAGGUGAUGGGAUGGUCCGGGAGUUGCUAUCAGGUGGAGUUUUCUUAUACCAGGCGAUUGCUGAUCCUUCUAGUUCUUGUCGUUCGUCAUCCUUCCAGGAUCCCUCCUUUUCACUUUGCUGGAUCAAGCAGUGGUGGAGAAGCACGAAGUCCUGCGAGUAAUCAAUCCUUGCAGGAACGAAGCAGUCAAGAAGCUGUGGGUUCUUCUGGGACAAAGAAAAUUGAAAAUGCGUGCAGAGCCUCCAGAACAGAACCGGAGAAUCUAUCCAAGAAGCUUGAUUCUGCAGAAAAUAGAGGGAGGGAAAUUGGGACCAAUGCAAUGGAAGAUAUGCCUUGUGUGUUUACUAAAGGAGAUGGUCCUAAUGGGAGAAGAGUGGAUGGCAUUCUGUACAAGUAUGGUAAGGGAGAGGAAGUAAGGAUAAUGUGCGUAUGCCACGGCAGCUUUCACUCCCCCGCAGAGUUCGUGAAGCAUGCAGGUGGCAGUGAUGUUGAUCACCCUCUUAGGCAUAUAGUGGUAAACCCUUCCGGUCCGUCCUUUGAAUAAUGUAAUGCGGUGUUCAUUUCAUCCCUUAAAGAGAAGUAGGGAUGUGAAAUGGGGGGAAAAGAUGAGAGAAUUUUAGAAAAUAGCUAUAUAUUUUUAGGGUCCUUGAAACGGAAACCUAAUAUGACCAGCUAUUUUUCAUCUUCUAGAAUGUUUCAAAUGGUUUUUUGAGGUUGUAAUCUGUAUGUGAUAUUUAUUUCCUUAUUUCCCCAUCUCAUAAA
This is a messenger RNA of Populus trichocarpa (black cottonwood), 1934 nucleotides long. RefSeq names its product ninja-family protein AFP2. Lineage: Eukaryota; Viridiplantae; Streptophyta; Magnoliopsida; Malpighiales; Salicaceae. Bases 526 to 1716 code for a protein of 396 amino acids. The record is from RefSeq and is a predicted model, not a curated record. The transcript is spliced from 3 exons. Gene Ontology annotation, biological process: signal transduction; negative regulation of DNA-templated transcription; response to abscisic acid. Gene Ontology annotation, cellular component: nucleus.